Dermochelys coriacea (leatherback sea turtle) is the source of this 1436-nucleotide messenger RNA. It is a transcript of the gene C8H1orf21, whose product is annotated as chromosome 8 C1orf21 homolog. Lineage: Eukaryota; Metazoa; Chordata; Testudines; Dermochelyidae. The record is from RefSeq and is a predicted model, not a curated record. The transcript has 6 exons. The coding region runs from base 342 to 707 and encodes 121 amino acids.
CGGGCGGAGCUCGCCCGCUCUCUCCCGCCCCUUCCCCGCUCGGUUCCUCCCCCUGCUGCCGGGAGAGGCCGCUCCGCUGCCGCCUCCGGGAGCGCCCCACGGAGCCGUCUCCCGGAGUUGGAGCCGCUCGUCUCCCGGCCCGGCCCGGCCCUCCCCUCCCGCCGCCCUGGGACUGGGGGACCUGCCUGAGCCGACCCGGCAGGAGGCGGAGGGGCUCGGCGGCCCCAAGGUAGAAGUGUCUUGACAACCAAGCAAGAGAGUGGAUUAUUUUUCAAACAAUGCUUAGGCACCUGUAGAGAUGAUUUGUGGUUCAGUCCAGCUGGAGCUGACUGAAUGAAGCUAUGGGCUGUGCAUCAGCCAAGCAUGUUUCUACUGUUCAAAAUGAAGAGGAAGCUCAGAAGGGGAAGAACUACCAGAACGGAGAUGUAUUUGGUGAUGAGUAUAGGAUCAAACCAGUGGAAGAGGUCAAAUACAUGAAAAAUGGGGGAGAAGAUGAUCAGAAAAUAGCUGCCAGGAACCAGGAAAAUUUGGAAAAAAGUGCCAAUUCAAAUGUAAGACUUAAAUCUAACAAAGAGGUCCCAGGAUUAGUACAUCAACCCAGAGCAAACAUGCACAUCUCUGAAAGCCAACAGGAAUUCUUCAGAAUGCUAGAUGAGAAAAUUGAAAAGGGUCGUGAUUACUGUUCAGAAGAGGAGGAUAUCACAUAGUGCCAAUUCUGCCAAUCAAAACAGGAAUACUACUGUGUAAAUAGAUUACAACCCGGUCAAAAUCUUUUGGAAGUCUUCUAGAGUGAGCAGCACUACAUAGCAAAAGAAGAUCAUUUCCACGUUGUAUGCUCCAUUCAAUUACAGCGUUUUUUAAAACAACAGACAAGGAAUAUUGCUAAGAACUCGUAUGGAACUGUGUUUGUUGCUGCUAGUUAAAACUUGUUGCAACUUUUCACUUAUCUGUGUCCAGGUAUGCAGGAAAUCCUUAAAUUUAAUCUGAAAGACGCUGUUGAUUUUACUAAAGUUGCUGGCCUAUUUUCUUUCGGAUGAGGUAGUGUUAUACAAAACUUCCAUAACUGAACAUUCAAGCUUCUAAGAAAUCCUCAAGCUGUUUGUCAGUCCACAGAUGGGCUGGAGUGCUUAGUAUUACUGGUAUUACUAUGAUUUCAGCCUUUGGAAAUGGGAUGUGUUUUGCCAUGACAGGCUUUGUUUCUCUACUGGGAAGAAGUUGAGAAAUUAUUGUCCAUUAAAAGCAUGUUAUCACACAAAUAGUGGAAGUGAUGCAGGAGCAGAAAUUUGUAUUUUAAAGGGGGAAAAGCUUCAUUUAAUAGGUAUCUUAAUCAAGGACUAAGCUUACCGUAUUGGCUUUUCUGAACGCAAAUGGAAGUGUGAUCACAAUCAUUUGAAUCCCUUUUUUCUAAGAAAAUAAACAUUUACUGUUUUUAUGUA